Messenger RNA from Emys orbicularis (European pond turtle), 1572 nucleotides. RefSeq names its product coronin 6 (gene CORO6). The record is from RefSeq and is a predicted model, not a curated record. Gene Ontology annotation, biological process: cell migration; actin filament organization. Gene Ontology annotation, molecular function: actin filament binding. NCBI's taxonomy places the organism in Eukaryota, Metazoa, Chordata, Testudines, Emydidae. The transcript is spliced from 12 exons. The coding region runs from base 1 to 1572 and encodes 523 amino acids.
AUGGCAGUGAUGCUCCGCGGCUGUGCCCACCCAGCCAUGAGCCGCAGGGUGGUGCGCCAGAGUAAGUUCCGGCACGUCUUCGGGCAGCCGGUGAAGGCCGACCAGAUGUACGAGGACAUCCGGGUGUCCAAGGUGACGUGGGACAGCUCCUUCUGCGCCGUCAACCCCAAGUUCGUGGCCAUCAUCGUGGAGUCCGGCGGCGGAGGGGCCUUCAUGGUGCUGCCCUUGGCCAAGACGGGGCGCGUGGAUAAGAACCAUCCCCUGGUGACCGGGCACACGGCGCCCGUGCUGGACAUCGACUGGUGCCCUCACAACGACAACGUCAUUGCCAGCGCCUCCGAGGACACCACGGUCAUGGUCUGGCAGAUCCCCGACUACGUGCCCACGCGGAACAUCACAGAGCCCAUCGUCACCCUGGAGGGGCACUCCAAGAGAGUGGGCAUCAUCACAUGGCACCCCACGGCUCGGAACGUGCUCCUCAGUGCAGGCGGAGACAACCUGCUGAUCCUGUGGAACGUGGGCACGGGCGAAAUGCUGCUGACCCUGGACGACAUGCACAGCGACCUCAUCUACAACGUGUGCUGGAACCGCACCGGCAGCCUGCUCAUCACCACCUGCAAGGACAAGCACGUGCGCGUCAUCGACCCCCGCAAGCAGCAGGUGGUGGCGGAGAAAGUCAAGCCGCAUGAAGGUGCCCGCCCCAUCAGAGCCAUCUUCAUGGCUGAUGGCAAGAUCUUCACCACGGGCUUCAGCAAGAUGAGUGAGCGGCAGCUGGCGCUCUGGGACCUGGAGAGGUUUGCCCCCCACGAAGGAAUGAGGCCCAUGCGGGCUGUCUUCACGCGGGAAGGACACAUCUUUACCACGGGCUUUACCCGCAUGAGCCAGCGGGAGCUGGGCUUGUGGGACCCGGAGAACUUUGAGGAGCCGAUUGCGCUGCAGGAGAUGGACACCAGCAAUGGGGUGCUGCUCCCCUUCUACGACCCCGACUCCAGCAUCGUCUACCUGUGCGGCAAGGGCGACAGCAGCAUCCGCUACUUCGAGAUCACGGCCGAGGCGCCCUACGUGCACUACCUGAGCACCUACAGCAGCAAGGAGCCGCAGCGCGGCAUGGGCUUCAUGCCAAAGCGGGGCCUGGACGUCAGCAAGUGCGAGAUUGCCAGGUUCUUCAAGCUGCAUGAGCGGAAGUGCGAGCCCAUCGUCAUGACAGUGCCGCGGAAGUCAGACCUGUUCCAGGACGACCUGUACCCUGACACGCCCGGCCCCGAGCCGGCUCUCGAGGCGGCCGAGUGGCUGGCGGGGCAGGACGCGGAGCCCGUCCUCGUCUCGCUGCGGGACGGCUACGUGCCCGUCAAGAACCGCGAGCUCAAGGUCACCAGGAAGAACAUCCUGGACAACAAACCUCCCGUGGGGCCGCGCCGCAGCCACUCCACGUGUGAUGCCAAUUUCUCACGGCCCAGCCUGGAGGAUCUGCUGGAGGAGAUCCGAUCCCUGCGACAGACCGUCCAAGCGCAGGAGAAGCGCAUCUCUGACCUGGAGAACAAACUCUGCAAAUUCACCAACGGCACGGCCUAG